This is a messenger RNA of Brassica rapa (field mustard), 2454 nucleotides long. RefSeq lists its product as uncharacterized. The record is from RefSeq and is a predicted model, not a curated record. NCBI's taxonomy places the organism in Eukaryota, Viridiplantae, Streptophyta, Magnoliopsida, Brassicales, Brassicaceae.
AGAUAUAUAAAUAUAUAUAGAUAUAUUAUUACUGAAAUGAAAAUAAAUAUAUAUAAAAAAAUUCAAAAAAAACGAAUUUUUAUUUCUCAAAAUUUUAUUUAAAAUCUAAAAAUUAUCUUUGAAACUAUUUUUAAAUUAUUAAUUGUAAUUUUUUUUAAAUUAUAAACUCCACCCCUCAAAUCUAUAUUCUAUAUCUUAAUUAGUUAACCAUAUGAAUAUAAGUGUAUUUAAUCUAUUUAAUGAAACAUAUUUUGGUAAUUUUAAUCCUUGUAUGCUUUAUUUGUGAUAAAAAAAAAUUAGUGCUAUAUUAGGGAAUUUCUCUUUAAUUAUUUGGGAUUUAAUAUUUUCGAUAUUAAAAAAAAUAUAAACUUAAAAUAUAUACAUAUUCAUUUGAAUUUAGUAAAUACUAUUGUAAAUAAUUUUAAUACAAACUUAAGAUUUGUUUAAGUUUUUAUUAAAUUUACAUAAUAUCAGGAAUACUGAAUAAAUGUUGAAAUUAAAACUAUCUUGAAUUUGUUUUUGAAAAUAAUGAUGUUUGUCUGUUUAAUUAUUUUAAAUUAUGAAGCUUGUGUACCAAAUAUGGAAGAAAAUAUUGAUAUUCAUUAUAUGCUGAUAAAGUAAAUUACUUAAGAAACAUAAACCAUUAUACAAGAACUACGUCGAACAAAACAUUAAAAAAAAGUGUUAUAAAUUUACACAAUGUAAAACACCAGAUUGUAAUACUAUGUUUAACUAUUAUCUCAUAUAAACAAAACAUACAAACUUUAGGUCAUAUAUGAAAUUUCAUUAACAAAAAGAUUUAAUGGAAUAUAUAAUGGUGAUUAUAUUUUCAGAAGUAUAUUAUCAUAUAUGUAUAUAAUCAUUUUAUAGAAUCACCAUUAUAUUUUUUGGUCAGCAGAAUCGCCACUAUAUAUACCACAAAAAGUAAAAUUUAUAAGAAAACGUCAAUCACGCACCGGAAUGUAUAUCCAUCCUAAAGAAUAACAUUAAAAUGUUGACACAGAAAAUCUAGAUUGGAUAUCAUCUACCUUCUAGACUAACUAUCGAAUCUAUGUAAAUGACAACAAAUCAACUUUUUAUUGUAUCCAUAUAUUAUCAUAUAAAUAGAGACAUUUUUGGAAAACUAAAUAAGAAAUUCAGGAUUUUUAUUUGACUUAUAAUUUAGAGUAGAUAUUUUUCCUUUCAUAUUUUAAACUAAAUUUUCUUAUGAAUCUUUUUUAGCUUUUUUUUUUUUAAUGGAGGCUUUAUAAAAGGAUGCAUAAGCAACCCAUGUAAAAUACUAUCUAUCUUUCAAAAUGUCUUCAAACCCAAACAGAUUCAGCUCUUAUGGGGAUGAUACUACAAACUAUCAUGGUUUUGCUCCCAACUUCAGGAAUCAUAAUUCCAAAACAACUCGAUCGAUGGUCACUACCUCUGAUCACAUGAACCAUAGAGGUUUAUUCUCUUCUUCUCCCUCUUUUUCUUGCUACCAAAAUUCACAUGUCUCUUCAUCUUCUUUUGGAUUGAACAAUUCAUAUAUGAAUUAUCAUAUGAGGAGUGAAAGUGAUUCUGUUCUUGGUGCUAAUUGUUUUCCUAUUACAAAUAAUCCUCAAUAUUCUCAAGUCUCUUUCACCCAAACAAUUACAAAUAGGUUUUCUGCAAUUGUUCCUAGCAAUCAAAUUUACAAUAUCCAAAAUGAUAUUGCACGUGUCCAACAUGACAUGGAUUUUAAAACCAAUAUGUGGAAUCGUCCUACAUCUUAUCGUCCAACCUUUCUUGAUAAAAACUGUGGGAUCUUGAACCCUAAACCUGUUUAUGCCAUUCCUCACCAAGACUCUCCUUAUCGUCAGCAUCUGGACAUGUUUUCUUCGUCAUCAAAGUACAACCAUGACCUACAUGUUCUCCAAGAAGGUCAGUCGUCAAGGAAAAGCCCUAAACCAAACAAAUCUCAUGAUAAUUACAAUUCUGAUGAAGACGGUAUAAGUGAAGAUGUUCAAUAUGAUGGUCGGACACAUAGUUUGCCAUAUGAGAAAUAUGGUCCAUAUACAUGUCCCAAGUGCAAAGGUGUGUUUAACACUUCACAGAAAUUUGCUGCACAUAUGUCAUCGCAUUACAAGAAUGAGACGAAAAAAGAAAGAGAUGAGAGGUAUCGUGCAAGGAUUAAAAAAAAAUAUCACAAACUAAGCAACAAUAUACAUGGUGGAUCUAAGAAGAUCAAACUGGAGACGAUGGAGUAAGUGACAGCGAAGCUUUCAUACCAUUGUGAUGGUAAAGAAAGAGCCUGCUUAGGAGUUCUUUUGUUUAGUGGCUUCCCAACUUAUUUAAUUUAUCUAAAUAAAAUGCAUGUUUCUCCUUUUUAGCCUUUCAUUAUCUAUGCUGUGAAUAUGGUUGAAUGUACGGUACUUGGGCGGAUAAUUGUUAUCUUCUCUCAUUAAAAUAUGACUCAACUGUAUUUUAUAGUACUUUGUUCUUUUA